CUAGAAAUGUAAAUCAUUGUGUGCUAUCCUUAUCAAUGGUUUACAAGCAUCUUCAGUAGGACUAUAUUCAGCAGACCUAGAUAUGUAAAUUAUUUACUUCAAGUACUGGAGACUGGUUACCAUGAAACAAAAGUUCAUUAAACGGGAAGAUGAAGGGAGGAACUGUUUUACAAGUCAAGUUGACAUUAUCGGGAGAAAAAACAAACAAUACCUACUAGAAGGUGGAGCAAUCGCUGUUUUAUAGAUUGUUUACUUAAAAUCCAUAUCGGGAUUUAAUUUCGUUGAAUAUUUUUUAAUUCACGAAUUUCUUUACUUUGCUGUGCAGUGUAUAUAUGUUUAAGUCAGCGAUCUGCAGACUAUUUCAUCUAGUUCAGGUUUGUCCUAAGUAAGCAGAUCUCUAUAACAACUUUCUCCUGGCAAUUUUAAAGAUAUUUCUAUGUUCAAAUAAUGCAAAUAUGUACCUAAACAAAAUUUAAAUAUUGAAGUCCAUGUCUCAUUGUUUAAUAAAUUCCGUGUGUAAAACGAUAUGACAUACUCUGUUAAUAUUACGACAUCCUUGUAUGAACAAGGUAAUGGAAUCUGGGAAGUAAACAUUUGUGAAGUAAAUGAACUUUCAUUGUUUUAACAUCUGAUGACACGAGAUCAGGUUAACCAGGCAGCCCUCGUCGGGAUCCACAGUCCGGUCAUCUUACAGCUCUAACUGACGACAGGAGAAUUCUGACCGCCGAGGACAUAUCAGUAUUAGGCUGAGGACAAGCUAUCACGAGGUGUAGAUCUCUACUCGACUGUGUGUAAAACAAAAGUGCAAAAAAAAAAAUGUCCUCCCCCGGGACUAGAACUAUUGUCAUCGCAAUGGACGGAAGUGACCAUGCGGAUUACGCCUUUAAAUGGUAUGUCAAAAACGCUUACAAAGACGGAGACAAGGUGAUCAUAGUAUUUUGUGCUGAAUACAACCAAUUAGCCAAUCAACCCCUAACCCUGAUGUCGGUAGAUAAAUCCCUAAUUACAAACUUGAUUGAUGGAGAGGAAGAUCGAGUCAAGAAAUUGGCCGCCAAGUUCGAAGAGCUAGUUCUAAAAUUCAAGAUUGAAGGAAAAAUUGUUCGCGUCAAUGGAGAACCAGGACAUGCGAUAGUAAAGAUAGCAACAGAUGAGAAAGCGUCCAUGAUUGUGACGGGAACACGUGGUUUGGGUAAUAUUCGGCGGAAGUUGCUCGGUAGUGUUAGCGAAUAUGUUCUACACCAUUCUCCAGUUCCGGUGAUGGUCUGUCGACAAAAAGAAUAAGAAAGAUUUCACGCAGUAUGCUGGAUGUACUACAUACAAUUAUAUAAAUAGAAUAAUACACUGUGAUUGCUAGUUCUCAGUAUGACGAAUCCAAGGAAAAUAAAUCGUUAUACUGU
Molecule: messenger RNA, 1397 nt
Organism: Ostrea edulis (European flat oyster)
Lineage: Eukaryota; Metazoa; Mollusca; Bivalvia; Ostreida; Ostreidae
Product: universal stress protein in QAH/OAS sulfhydrylase 3'region-like
Exons: 4
Coding region: 817-1281 (154 amino acids)
Source: RefSeq, a predicted model, not a curated record